Penicillium digitatum Pd1 is the source of this 996-nucleotide messenger RNA. NCBI's taxonomy places the organism in Eukaryota, Fungi, Ascomycota, Eurotiomycetes, Eurotiales, Aspergillaceae. The record is from RefSeq and is a predicted model, not a curated record.
AUGCCGGAUGAGCCGCGUCGCAUCAUCUUGGAGAAAUCCAAGACCGUUAAACGCCGGUACCAACGCAGCAACCAAAGAUUCCAGUUCACCGCAUCCCAGAUUGCGCGGCUAGAUCGCGAGGAGGAGCGUGAAAAAAAAGCGAAGAAGCUACGUGAGAAGGAAAAGAAACGAAUCGCCAACAAGAAACGGAAAGCCGAACAAGAGGCGCAGGCCCGUGAGGAGCGGAAGCGUCGCGGCAUCCCGGAUCCCUAUGCAGCACGCGUCCCAUCGAGUCAGCCGCUGCUGUCAAUUUUCCUAGGGGCUGCGAAGCGACAGUCCCCUGCGGUACCGGAGCCUACGCUUACAACUACGGAGGUCGAGUCACAUGAAAACGGGGUGGGGAGCGAGUGUGGCGAUACGGAAGCUGAAUCGGAUGCCUUUGACGACCUGGAUGAGGAAUUGGAAAAUGACCUAUCUGAGCUGCAUGAUAUAGGAUUACUGGAAGAGGGUGAAUGUCAUGAUAUUGGCGCCGCGACCCGGGCUUCAUUCAAUGAUGAGGAUGAAUUCUCGGACUGCUCGGCGUUCAACGAUGAAGAGAUUAUGAAGAAAGCCGAGAUGGCUGCUCCCACGCGAACGACUGAUGAAGAAACGAUGAAACCGUCUCUACCUAAGGAAUCACCCUACUUAAAAGCUCCCCCGGCUGUGCUCACACUAGAAUCAUCUUUUGGGGAAUCUUUCCAGUACGACCCUGCCGAUUUCCUUGAAGCUGAAGCAGCGAUUAUCACACAAACAAAUAGUUCUGGAACGAAAGGUCAUUCUCCACCCAAGGACAUCUCUCCUUUACAGCCUCCUUUGUCUGAUCGACCGUGCAUUAGACCCACAUUGGCGUCUUCUUUUGGAGAUUCCUUUCGAGACGAGACGGCGGAUUGGAUUGAAGAAGUAUUCGCACACGGAAGCGGCGACCCUUUUGACGAACUCAAUAAAAGCCCUUCUCAACGAUUUCAUUUGAACUGUUGA